AUGGGGAAGGGGACGGCGAAGCAGUGCAGAGUGAAGAAGGUGCUGCAAUUCCCGGCGAGGUUGCUGGUAAGAGCCAGGGACUUUUACGUCAACGGGAUGUCCCAAUUGUCUGACCAGAUGCGGUGCGGCGCCGUUUCAAACAUGGGCUGCCCGGCCCACAUGGGCACCGCCGCGCUCCCCAGGAGUUUCAGCGUCGGCAGUGGGUCGACGAAUCCGGGGUCCGAUUACAGCGAGUUGAUCAGGGCGGCUUCAGUGAGGCAGAGUCCGGCCGCCGUGAAGGCUUCUUCAGGGAUGGUCAACGUUAACAGUGGAGGAGCAGGGAAGGUGUCGAGAAGCUAUAGCGUCGGGCUUGGAAGGAUAGAGGAGGAAGAGAAGUGCGACGGUUUGGGGGAAGAUGAUUUUACUUUCAGUCCUGUCGCUUUCCACAGAAGCAGAAGCUGCGCUGUUUCUGCCGCCGGUGGGGUUCUUGGCAAGACGACGACGGGUAGGUUUCAGAAGACGGUGGCAGCAGCAUCUGUAGCUUAG
Molecule: messenger RNA, 525 nt
Organism: Linum tenue
Lineage: Eukaryota; Viridiplantae; Streptophyta; Magnoliopsida; Malpighiales; Linaceae
Source: the annotation of a GenBank genome assembly